CGAGGUCCGCCACGGAACGACUCUUCGCGUAGGCAGAGGCGCGAAGCGCGUGCGUGACGAAGUUUCCGCAAUUUCUUUGCGGUCCUAACUUCCCUUCGAAGACAAGGCCAGCCAUUAUAUCUUGCUAUCUUAGGUCCUUCAGGAAGUCGGUUAGGAUCCGCUACCUUCCCCUGUUGGCGGGCCAGGCGGUCAGACAGCCGUUUGUUUAUCUGGGCCGACGCGCUGCUGGCUACCAUCAGCGCUAGUCCACCCAGGCCGGGUUGGGUCGGGUUGAGCCGGGCUGGCAGGCGCUGGAGUCCUGUCAAACAGGCUUUACUGUUUGACAAAUAUCUCUCCAUCUAUGUCCUAGGCUCCAGGUUGAAAAAUUUUGCAGUCCAUCUAGUUUCUCACUGCAGUUAUGCCUGGUUCUGGUUUUGCCCGUGGAAUUCAGCGCAGAGAUGAAGAGACAGGGUUGUGUGCUGAGGAAUCAUAAUAUAACCAGUACUUGGUCCUUGGCACGAAGGAAGACUAUCAUAAUUGAGAAAGCACAGUGAGAAAGUGUAGUGAGAUCUCAUCAUUUUAUGUUAUCUGGGCAUCCAUGUUGAACGUGAAUGUCGUUUUCUGGUCCCAGAAGCGGAGGUCAGUCACUUGUGACACUUUCCAUUUCUACACCUCCUCUCAGUUCUCAGUGUGGUCGAUGCAAAUAUCUCUGUCUUCUGCUGUCUGCCUCCCAAGGGGACAACUGGAGGAAACCUGUUUAGAUACCUUAGCCCCGCAAAUGGUAUUAAUCCACGCGGCACCCUCUCUCCCUGCAUAUUUCCUGACCAUGGUGUAUGUGGUCUCCAGGCCUGUGCUGUAUUCCCCAGAACGUGUUUUUUCUGCAAUACAAUGGAUACAAUUUAUUAUGGCAACUCUGAGUAUUAUAGGUUCAAGUUCACUUAUUUCCUAUGCUGUAUUCAAGAAUACGCCGAAAUCUCCAGAGAUAAGGCCACUUUUUUGUCUGAGCUUCUCUGACCUGCUACUGGGAAUUUGCUGGCUUACUGAGGCACUUCUCUAUGGAACUUCAAUAGCCAAUAAGGACAUUAUCUGCUAUAACUUGCAAGCACUUGGACAGACACUCUACAUUUCCUCAUUUCUCUACAUUGUCAAUUACAUCUGGUAUUUGUGCACAGAACUAAGGAUGAGACACAACCAGAUUGGACAGAACACAUCUCCACUGGUAACAGAUUCUACUUGCCGAGUUGGUCAAAUCACCUUCAUUUUUUCAAGCCUGAUACCUCUACUAUUGAUGACACCUGUGUUCUGUCUGGGCAACGACAGUGAAUGUUUCCACAACUUCAGUCAGAACAACAGGUGUAUCCUGAUGUUUUCACCAGCAUCAGUCAUGGCUGAACUCCUGCCUUCUGCCAAUACAUCUGUCUGUAACAUACUUUAUUUUUAUAGUAUCACCAUUUUCUUGGCUAGCUUUUUGCUCAGCCUUCUAACUAUUAUGGUCUUAUUCAUCCAAGCCCAAAACUUGUAUAAGAAGUUUGUGAAAUCACCUGGCUUUGUGGGGAACAAACAGCGAAUAGUGAUUCACAUUGUGGAACAGCGAGUGCGCUUCUACCCAGCGGCCUUCUUAUGCUGCUGGGGCCCAGCUGUCGUGCUGAUAAUCACAAAGCUGACUAAGCCCCAGGACACCGAGCUACACAUGGCCCUGUAUGUUCUCCAGGCUCUAACAGCAGGAUCCCAGGGUCUGCUCCACUUUGGAGUAUAUGGAUGGACACAGCACAAAUUCCACCAACUAAAGCAAGAGGCUCAAUGUGAUGUGGAUACCCAGACACCAUUAUUAUGCUCACAGAAGAGAGUCUAUAACAGGGGCCUGGAUCCAUUAGGGUCUACUGUUACUUUUGCUACUAGCUCCUCCACCAUUCUUUGAAAUUACAAUUACUAGGAUACUCAGGAACUGGAAUUGUUUUACAUUAAUGGAUUGUGAAGAAUGUCAGGUAACCAUAUCCUACACCAGCUUUCUUAACAAGACCCCCUAAAACUCAAGAAAUAAAAUAAAAAAUAAGUGGGAUGGCUUCAAAUAAAGCUUCUGUACAGCAAAGGAAACAGGAGCAUGAAGAGAGAGCCUACUAAAUAGGAGAAUCUU
Molecule: messenger RNA, 2113 nt
Organism: Ictidomys tridecemlineatus (thirteen-lined ground squirrel)
Lineage: Eukaryota; Metazoa; Chordata; Mammalia; Rodentia; Sciuridae
Gene: Tmem116
Product: transmembrane protein 116
Biological process (GO): adenylate cyclase-activating G protein-coupled receptor signaling pathway
Cellular component (GO): plasma membrane
Molecular function (GO): G protein-coupled receptor activity
Source: RefSeq, a predicted model, not a curated record